This is a messenger RNA of Fonticula alba, 1172 nucleotides long. RefSeq lists its product as hypothetical. The transcript is spliced from 7 exons. Bases 9 to 1094 code for a protein of 361 amino acids. The record is from RefSeq and is a predicted model, not a curated record. Lineage: Eukaryota; Rotosphaerida; Fonticulaceae.
CCCCGACAAUGCCCGCGCCCCGCCCCAUCGGCCGCGGCGACGCCGGCUGCGGCCCGGCCCGGCGGCUCCUGUCCCUGGCUCUCCUGAGCCUCCUGUUGGCCGCGAUGGCUCUGACCCCCGGGAGAGGCGCCUGCCCCAGAGCCUGCCCUGACUACUGCGAGCUGCGGGUCCUCGCGGAUGGGACCGCCGUUUCGGAGCCGCCGGCCGGCGUGGACGCCGGCUCGGAGCCCCUCUACGCUGCCCGGCAACCGGGUGUCGGCAUUUUUAGCGGGUCAAAUCCCCCGCAAACCCAGACCAACGACUUCGUCCGGUGGCCCGCGGCCGCCGCCAAUGCAUCCCCGUCACGCGCCUCAUUCGCCCUGGCCAAGCACACCUUGCAGGGAGUCACGGUCUACGUCCUCCGCCUGGACAACCCGAUCGGGCACUUCUCCGUCCUGCCGCCCGGAGGACAGGCCUGCCCGGGGGUGGCACAUACCUCGGCCACCGCGAAAGCGGGCGGCUGUCUCUUCGCCACGAACGCCGGCUUCUUCAACCGCGAGGAUGAAGAAUGCGUCGGGAACAUCAUCAGCAACGGACACCGGGUCCAGGUGUCCGGUCUGGAUAAUGUCAACUUCGGCCUGACCGCCACCGGCGACUUCGUGGUGGGGUACCUCACGCAGGAAGCCGUCUCACGGAACUCCCUCAACUUUGCCCAGCUCGUGUCCGGCAUGCUCUGGCUCGUGCGCGACGGUGAGGCCUACCACUGCCCGGCGUAUGGCCGCGAGCUGCCGCAUGGGUGGUUCCUCGACCAACCGGCCGCCCGCACGGCCAUCGGGCAUGAUCGCGAGGGCCGACUGUACAUCGUCUCCUCGGAGCGCGCCAGCACCCGUGUGGGGCUCACGAUUCCCGCACUCACGGAUCUUUUGCUUGACCUUGGCAUCCACAAUGCCGUCAAUCUUGAUGGUGGCGGCAGUACCACCAUCUGGACUCCGACUGAGGGAAUUGUCAACCGCCUGCAGGACCCCUGCUCCGAGGAGGAGGGUGGCAAGACGGGCGGCCCCCAGGGCGAUGGUUUGUGCGAGCGUCUCGUCACCAGCAUCCUUUGCAUCAAGUGAGACAACGCCUCUGCCUCUCCCUGCUUUUUCUCCUGUCCACAUGCACGCCCUGACUAGAUCGAUCCCGCCAGCCUGAUA